GCUUGUGUGGGAAGCAUCGCACAGAAAACUGGGUCUAGCGAACUAACCGGAUGUUGAGAGCCAGCAUAGCCAUGGCAGAGUCCAAAGCAGAGACUGGCGUUGGCCUGCCAUCAAUUUCAGUGUGAUCUUCACAAGAGUGUGUAUUCUGCAGGUGUGUGAAUACAACACACACUAUCUGGGGGUGGGAAUAAAGAGCAGCAGCAAGAGCUCACGAUGCCCCCUGGGGACCCGAAGGGAACAGUAGUCUACAUGUAGAUGUUUCAGAGAAAGACAGGAGCUGUUGAUUUAGCCACCAAAGCUGGUUUUGAUAUACUAACAUUUUGUGCACUUCUCUGGCUUCCAACAAUUAGUGGAUUGCGGAUGGAAAAGUCCUACAACGCACCAAAGGAGAUUGUUCUGCUUAGGAAAGCUUCCGCUUAGGUGUGGCUUUUUGGGUGCUAGGGAUUAAACCCGGAGCCACUGAGCAAUGUCUCCAGGCCCUUAGAAGUGGCCUUGCUCUUACUUCUGGACCCACUGACUCCGGUGGCUUCACCUUGAGUGGCUGUUAUUUGGAGUUGAGGUUAUCAUUGAACACAGUAGUUCACAUCAGUGUUCUUCUGAAAGCAGCUGUCCCGUGAAGGUUUACGAUAGAUCAUUCAAAAGCCUUGCUUGCCUAAUUCUUGUUUCCAGAGUUCUGAGGGUCCCAGGUCCCUCUGCCCAGGGUGAUACCAUUGGAAACGUAGCAGAUUUGGGGAAGGGGAGGAUGUACGCGGUAGUGGGUAAGAAAAGCCUUACCCUUUCCUGGCCACAGGCCUGAAAAUGCACACCUGCAGAGCUGGCUGGAGAGCACAUAUGGUUCUUGGCAUUCGGAAAACCUUGUUGAAAGUGAAAUUAAAAUUUCCCUGCUGGACAGGAAAUUAAUAACCGCUGAGUAGAGCAGACAAGGCCAGAGCUAGACCACUUGUUCCCUCACCUAGGACGUUUUAUUGUUAUGUAAAUGAGAUCAGCUGCUACUGCCCAAGGGGAAUUGAGGAGGGUAGAGGGAAAUAACGGGACGGAUUCCUUAUGGUUUACAUUCCCUCUGCAAAAGCGUUUUCCUGGCAUGCACUAAUUUUUUGUACUCCAUCAGUGCAUAGGCACAGGGAAGCUUCGGGGCCUCUUUUGUCAUUAUUUCUAUAAAGUAGCCUUCAUGGCUGCGACACACUGCCAUUUACUCAUUUCAUAACACUUCUAGAUCACCCACAGUGAGCUGGGCCAUAUGCCACCAGGGCGGGGGAGGUGGCUAGGGCUGAAUAAUGGAAUAUCUAGUGUCUGCCUUCUGGGACUUUACAGUUUGGAAAAAGAGGAUAUUGGAUAGCAACCACGAGUCCCCCACCCCCGCUGGAAGACCCAUUACACCACUUAGUGUUUGGGGUUGAAAAGUAACUGAAGCAUGCUGUGGAAAACGAAGCAAAUUGGUAGAAGGAACUAAGGGACAGGCCUUGGAGACUGUGGAUGAAGCCACUCUGUGUAGACUUGGGUGCAUUACUCUGGGGAAUUUUCUUGAGAUGCAGAAUCGGCCGGUCCGUUUCUUGGUUAGGAGCCAGCAGGCACUCUGUAGAGGCAGAAUGAGGGAGUAUUAGAAAGGCAAAACCCUGCAUCUCCUCCCAAGGCUCUGUAAAUUUUCAUGGGGGCUUCAAGGGUUAGUUUGGGUUAGUUAGUUGGAGCAGGUGAGUGCCUUAUUAGGGGCAUUCCAGUGUUGAGAGCAAUAGCUUGAAGCCAUAAAAUGUAGAAUCAUUCUCCAAAAGGCACAAUGUCAACACAUCCAUGUGUCCCAUCUUCUGUCCUGUGUUCUUGGUCCUAGUGUGAGCAGUCACACCUCAUGAGAGAGCAUGAAGACGUCCAGGAGCGCACAACCCUUCGCUAUGAGGAGCGCAUCACGGAACUCCACAGCAUCAUUGCGGAGCUGAACAAGAAGAUAGACCGCCUGCAGGGCACCACCAUCAGGGAGGAAGAUGAAUACUCAGAACUGCGGUCAGAGCUCAGUCAGAGUCAACAAGAGGUCAACGAGGACUCCAGAAGCAUGGACCAAGACCAGACCUCCGUGUCCAUCCCUGAAAACCAGUCGACUAUGGUCACUGCUGACAUGGAUAACUGCAGUGACCUGAACUCGGAACUGCAGAGGGUGCUGACGGGGCUGGAGAGUGUGGUCUGCGGCAGGAAGAAGAGCAGCUGUAGCCUCUCGGUGGCCGAGGUGGACAGGCACAUUGAGCAGCUCACCACAGCCAGCGAGCACUGUGACUUGGCCAUUAAGACAGUUGAGGAGAUUGAGGGAGUUCUUGGUCGUGACCUUUAUCCCAACCUGGCUGAGGAGCGGUCUCGGUGGGAGAAAGAGUUGGCUGGACUGCGGGAAGAGAAUGAAAGCCUGACCGCCAUGCUGUGCAGCAAAGAGGAGGAGCUGAACCGGACCAAGGCCACUAUGAAUGCCAUCCGUGAGGAACGGGACAGGCUCCGGAGAAGGGUCCGAGAGCUCCAAACUCGACUGCAGAGUGUCCAAGCCACUGGACCUUCUAGCCCUGGUCGCCUUACUUCUGCCAAUCGCCCGAUUAACCCCAGCACUGGAGAGCUGAGCACCAGCAGCAGCAGCAAUGACAUCCCCAUCGCCAAGAUUGCUGAGAGGGUGAAGCUAUCAAAGACAAGAUCUGAAUCAUCGUCAUCUGAUCGGCCAGUCCUGGGAUCCGAAAUCAGUAGCAUUGGGGUUUCCAGCAGCGUGGCAGAACACCUGGCCCACUCACUCCAGGACUGCUCCAAUAUCCAGGAAAUUUUCCAAACGCUCUACUCACAUGGAUCUGCCAUCUCUGAAAGCAAGAUUAGAGAGUUUGAGGUGGAAACAGAGCGUUUGAACAGCCGGAUCGAGCACCUCAAAUCCCAAAACGAUCUCCUCACCAUCACCCUGGAGGAGUGUAAAAGCAAUGCCGAGAGGAUGAGCAUGCUGGUGGGAAAAUACGAAUCCAACGCCACCGCGCUGAGGCUGGCCCUGCAGUACAGUGAGCAGUGCAUAGAAGCCUAUGAACUCCUACUGGCACUGGCCGAGAGCGAGCAGAGCCUCAUCCUGGGGCAAUUCCGGGCAGCUGGCGUGGGCUCCUCCCCUGGAGACCAGCCAGGGGAUGAGAAUGUCACUCAGAUGCUCAAGCGGGCUCACGACUGCCGGAAGGCCGCCGAGAAUGCCGCUAAAGCCCUGCUUAUGAAGCUGGACGGCAGCUGCGGGGGAGCCUUUGCUGUGGCUGGCUGUGGUGUACAGCCCUGGGAGAGCCUGUCCUCCAACAGCCACACCAGCACCACCAGCUCUACAGCCAGCAGCUGUGACACGGAGUUCACUAAAGAAGAUGAGCAGAGGCUGAAGGAUUAUAUCCAGCAGCUCAAGAACGACAGAGCUGCCGUCAAGCUGACCAUGCUGGAACUGGAGAGCAUCCACAUCGAUCCGCUCAGCUAUGACGUCAAGCCAAGGGGCGACAGCCAGCGGCUGGACCUGGAGAAUGCCGUGCUGAUGCAGGAGCUGAUGGCCAUGAAGGAAGAGAUGGCCGAGCUGAAGGCACAGCUGUACCUGUUGGAGAAAGAGAAGAAGGCCCUGGAGCUGAAGCUGAGCACCAGGGAAGCCCAGGAGCAGGCCUACCUGGUGCACAUCGAGCACCUCAAGUCCGAGGUGGAGGAGCAGAAGGAGCAGAGGAUGCGGUCUCUGAGCUCCACCAGCAGCAGUGGCAAAGAGAAGCCUGGCAAGGAGUGUGCUGAUGCUGCCUCCCCGGCUUUGGCUGAAGUAAGGACAAACAGUGACAGUGAGCUGGCCACAGAGUUCGCCAGCGCCAUCCGACGGGAGAAGAAACUCAAGGCCAGAGUUCAAGAGCUGGUCAGCGCCUUGGAAAGACUCACCAAAAGCAGUGAGAUCAGACACCAGCAGUCAGCAGAGUUUGUCAAUGACCUAAAACGCGCCAACAGUAACCUGGUGGCUGCCUAUGAAAAAGCAAAGAAGAAACAUCAAAACAAGCUGAAGAAGUUGGAAUCCCAGAUGAUGGCUAUGGUGGAGCGACAUGAGACCCAAGUGAGAAUGCUCAAGCAAAGAAUAGCUCUGCUGGAGGAAGAGAAUUCCAGGCCACAUACCAACGAAACUUCACUUUAACAGGCACUCAGGCCCCAAGGUCCUGCCCCAAGGGACUGAACUCCAGCGGCUCUGAAGUCCUCUGCAGAGAAAGGGUCCAAGGAGAAGAUUGCAUAUAGGUCACAGCUCCACCCUUGGCGCGAGUAGUCCCUGAUGGCACCAUGGAUUGUGUCUGCACAGGCUUCAGCUGCUCCAGGCCUGGCCACAAGGGGUGCCAACAAUGGCUCCAGCCAAGUGCUUAGCCAUGUCUUGUUUCAUUUUCACCACACAAGUUCUCAUGCUCUUCUCCCUUGUUCUGUGUAGCGGUUGGUGGGAAUCCAGGCACUUGGUUUUAUGCGCAUUUCCAAGUCUUUCUCUUUUUUCUUUUUUUAGCUUUUCAUAGACUGGACUAUUCUUCCGAAACCUGGAUUUCCUUCCUCCUCCAAGGGAAAAGUGAUAGUGUUUUGUGUGUUUCCAACAUCUAGGGCUUGCGGCCCACCACAGCAAGGCUCUGCCUUCUAGGUCCUAAGGUACCAGAUUCCUGAGAUAGUCACAUAUAGAGGGAUUAGUUGAGAGUGACAGACCACUGGAGGGCACCAUGUCGCUGACCAUCCCAGACACACCGCAGUUUCAAACAGAGCAUCAUCAAGGCUAUGUGUAGACAGUUCUGGACUGGACAAAUAAAAACCAUCUCCUAUUUUUAUUGUACAGGCAGGGGUUGAAGCUGUUUUAAUUCCCGUCCAGCAAGAGUAAAACUUAGAAUACUCUUGAUAUAUGUAGUAAAGCCAAGGUUUUACCAGGGUUUUUUUCCUAGGACAGAAAAAAAGCAGUAUUAGCUCUUUCCCAGCCCCAGGGCACUACAGUUCCUAUUCUGAAUCAAAACUUUGCCACUUGAGCACAUAUGUAGCUGGACCCCGCCUCUCUCAGGGCAAGAGGCUUUACGUUGUUGGACACUGAGGAGAUCCUUAAUGUUGCACAAGAUGGUUCCCACCUAUAAAUAGAGUGCCAUUGAACCUUUAGUCCCCAACAUCAUGAAGGGGAUUGGGUGAGGGAAUGGCUGACAGGCUUCCUAGGCUCUCCCUCCAGAUGCAGUGAUUUCAAGCAAAAUGGUGACCGGGAGGCAUGACCUCAGUACCUAAACUCCUCUAGGGAGGCAUCCCAGUCAUGUUUUCUACUGGAGCUUUCACCAUUUUACCUUCUGCUGUUCAUAGACACAAUGAAGGGACAGCCUGGCUUUUUUUCACCUGUGGCCCCCAAGACGCUCUCCAUGUGCUCUCCAUGGAGAAAUAUGCUCCACUCAUGGUUAAUGAGGGGAAGGAUGCUGCGCUUGUGACCAUGGUGAUGUUGCAGACUCCAGGCUACGGGCGGGUCUUUUAGAAAGCCAAGUUCAGCCUUCUGUGCAUGAGGAAAAGAUGCUCUGGCUUUCUCUCACAAUGGUUAGCCCACAAAGCUCAACAGUCUUUCUUUCUCAGACCAGUACCAAGCUCUACUCACCCUGUGAACAGAAACGAAAAUGUGACUGGUUUGAGUCAAGGCUUGAGUGUUGAUGGCUUUCUAGCCCUUUGUCAAUCUCCGUGAUCCAUUUUUUCAGUGUUCACUUUUGAGGGUAAAGUUCUAUUUUGUUAUGAGGAAAACGUGUGGAUAGAAACAUCUAUUGCCUCCCCACCACCCCAAAAAUGUAAUAAAGUUAGCUUUCAGUUUUUCAGCUACCUUCAGGAAAUGUCUGCUCCCAAGCAAAUUGGGACAGGCUGUCCUGGUUGAGGAGAGCCCACAUUCCAGGUAACAAGAUUGCUAGGCUUCCCGCUCUGUCCACGCAGAUGCAGUGAGCAGCGCGUGCAGGAGGCUGAGAUGCAAGGUGAGACUGAAGCAGAGAUGGCGGUCCACCUGCUGAGCUCUGCCCCCUCCAGGUCAAAGCAGAGAACCUAUGCUUCUAGGUCCACAGUACCUCCACAAAAAAGACCCAAAGCAGCAAUCCUACCAGGCCUUAGUCUGAGUUUCUAAGUAUAUAAACAUAUGGUGACUUGUGAAAACCAUUUGACAAGCUAAAAUGCCACAUUUUUAAGUAAGUGGGAAAGGGCCAUACAAUCUUUUCCUUUUAGUUCUCAAUCUUUGUUGAGGGUUGAAGCAGCAGGCAUUUGAUUAUGUGAAUUGUUGCACUGAUUAAAUACAUGACAGCAGGUGCCUGAGUAAUUUUCCCUUUUGUUUAACCUGGCUCUUCCGAACCUACUUUUAAAUAGGAAAUGGUUUCCAUUAACAUGUCUAUUAUGGCUAACAAAAUUAUCUUGAUUUUAAUUUGUAUGGGGUUAAAAGACCUUCGGAAUUUCCUAUCUUUGAAACCCCACCACCACCCAAAGUCUUCAGGGGUUGCUCUGUAGGCAGUCACCUUUACUAAUCAAAGCUUUCGGCUCCUGAAAAAGUAAGCAGAGCAAAAGGUCCCGUUAGGAGCCAUUUCAAGGUUCCCUUGGGCUGUAUUCCCCAUUCUGAACUGAGGCAGACAAACCCGAGUAGGGCAGCAGUCCCAGGAGACAUCUAUCCAUGGCUGGCUCUGGUCCCCUGCAACAACCCCAAGUACAAACUUGUUACAAGUCAAACUUGCCUUCCUUGUAACAGUAAGAAAGCCUCCAUCGGACUCACAACCAAGACUGUCAUGUGACCAGACAGCUGAGGUUUGGCCUUGUCUCCGUACCAUACAUACUCCAGGUCUAAAUGAGUGAGUGCCACAUGGCACCAGUGGAGGCAGAGAACUUGGACCCACUCUCACCUGCUGAUGUGGCUCAUUUCUUGAUGUGUGUGUAGCCCGAACCUGGACACUACAUUUAACAGACAUUUAGAAGUUUUUUGUUAGCCAAGGUGCUUGGUUCUCCGUUCAGCCACAUGAACUUACAAGGUCUUCCUCUGAGCAAAUUUUACAAGGGCUUCAGAGAACUCUAAAAUAGAGCUUUGGCAUGGUUCUAUGAGGAAGGGCAGUCUAAGGCACAGCCUUAGGCUUUUAUUCAUUCAUUCUAUAAACUUUUUUUAAAAAAAGGUGCUUAGUAACCUUACCACUGUAAGGGAAAUGUGAGACUAUUGGAAGUCUAGUUCCUACAUACAGACAUUACCUGAACAGGAAAACAAAACAAAACAAAUCUUAGUUUGCUACAGGUUUGGAAUGCCUGUAUCACUGGCAUGAACUGAAAACCACCAGGCUUCUGUGUCCCCCUAUCCACUAUGGCCCACAAAAAAUUCUGUGCAAUGAUAUAAAUUGUGUAAACUACAUCAGAGCUGCCAGAAGCCGGGGUAUCACAUUCAUGUUUUAGGUAGAGAAUAACAUCAUGGCAGUAACAGAAACAACGCUCUUGUUUGUUAAAACACUUCCUUCCAUAAAUGCUUUCAAUUAUAAAUGUUUAAUUGGGAGUAUGUCGUCAACAACAAAAAAACAACCAACCCAGCGCUCACCAAGUGUACAGUCUCACCCACUGAACUAAUUUUUUUUUUUAGAGCCCAACAGAACAAAUUCACUGAUGGUUACAUUUUCUGCCCUGAUCUUCAUUAGGGUAUGGUCCUAAGGAGGGAGCGGGGCACACAAGCUUAAGUAACAUUAGUAUUUUCUUUCUGUGAUACACUGCAGCUUUUAGAACAAGCUAUAACGGCUGAAGAAAUCAGCAAUUUUGUGUUUAGCCAAUAGAACCUAAAUAAUGAGGAAUGACAGAACACCUUGGCCACAGCUUGCAAACUCUGGUGAGCAGGCAUGGCUUGCUAUAAAAACGUCUCUGCCUUUGAAGUGUGUGCACAAUGGAAACCCCUUGUUUAUACACAGGUCAGGUCGGAGUCAGCUCCCAACCUGUGGCCUCCUAAUCUCACUUCAUUUUCUAAACACCUUUGUAUUCAUUUAGAAAUGUUUGUGUCUGCUGCCAAUGGUCUAUCUGAGAUGCUGUGACCCCAGCUAACUGAGCAUGCUUGUGUAGAGGAAGACAUUUUCAUAUGCAGGCAAGCAUUACAAUGUUGGUAAUCCAGUAUAACCUUAACACGUUAUCUGAUGUUUUGUACAUGUGUACGAAGAGGGGGAGAAAAAAAAAGCUGGGUCCCAGAAUCAAGAACCAUUGUUGGAUAAGGACACCCACGACUUACCAUUUGACCUUCCCAGUCUCUCAUCUGAUAAUACCGGAACUGUCUGCUCACCAAACAGCACGCAAGUUCUGUAGAGGAUUCCACACCCGUGGAGAUGCUCUGGUUAUGUUUCUGCUCUAUCGUUCGCCCUUUCCAUGGUCAGACUCAUGAGGAAAAUGGUUGUAGAGUCCACAGUGUUCCUUUGCAGUGGGUGUCAGGACACCCACUCUCCAGCGCCCCCAUAACCUAAUUUUGUUAGGACCUGAUGCAAAGACUACAAAACGUUCACUUCUGUUUCUAAUCCGCUUUUAGACAUAUUAACUUACGUUGCAUGAAAUUUCACUUUUUUAUUCACUGAAAAUGUGCUUUUAUACCACUUGAAUUAGAAAAUCCUGCUUGAAUGUACUGUCGUUAAAGCACAUAUGACUGUCUGCAUCUGUCAGUACUGUUCUGUUUGUACCCAAGCCUCACUGUAAAGUGGCUACUAAACACUGUACUAUACCUUGUAAUUUUUUAGGCUCACUUGUAGCUUUAAAUGUUUCCAGAUGCCUUUAGUUUUAGCUGCUGUAAAAUAGCUACUUUGUGUUAUUUGAUAUAGAAUUGUUUAAAAAAAAAAAAAAACCUCCAUUUAUUUAUACAGAGACAUUUAUAAUAUUUUACAAACGUUCUUAUAUUCUGAAUAAAUAUUUCUAAUUCCGUGAAGUACUUUGUUUUAAUCAAAGAGUAAGAGGUUCCAUAGACGUAUUUGCCAGUCAUACAUGUAAAUACAAACCAGAGAUGCUUCCAUUCAUUUAGGGGCUUGAUGUAAAACUACUUCAGAUCAAAAGAACAAAAUUCUCAUUUAUCACCAAUUUUUAUUUGGUUGCUUUCACAAACAUCAUAAACAGAAGGUUCUGUAUUAGAUGAUAUUUUAAAAUGUAAGUAUCAGGAAGUCAAAUGGGAACUAGAGAGCAGUUCCAUAGCAUGUCAGAGUUAACAUGUCAGAAGUGCUAGAACACCGACUUUUUGCUACAUGGAAAAAACUUUUGAUAGUAACAGUUACAUAGCUGAGAACUCUAAAAGAACAAUGCUCAAUUUCUCCUUCUGUCUGAGACCCAAGAACAGGACAUUCUGCUGGAAAGCCCAGUUCUGGCCUAAGUUUAAGAAUCAUUACAUUUUACUUUUCUGGUUUAGACCACCAGUCCACCACUACACGCCUGUUAAGAGAGCCAAACUGAAUGAAGAAAAAGAUGACAUUCCCACUGUCCACUGUCAUUUCUGAAUGAAUUCUAUGUUUUAUAUUCCUACUAAUGCAAACAACUUCAUAACCUUUUGGUCCAGGUCCAGAGAUAUGGCAGCCAAGAAUAACAAUAAUGACUUAAAAUUACAGAAAAAAGAACAGGAGCAGAACCAAUGAUAAAGUAGCAACUAAAACAGUGCCAAUUUUAUAGGUAAUGCAUUCUAAAUAUCCAGAAUUAGACCAGAUUUUACAGUAUUCUACAGAAAGCCAAUGUGAGCAACUUUCCAUCUUCCAUCAUUUUAAAUGUACUGUGUGUGUGUGGGGGGGGGUAUAGUUUUAGCUUUAAAGUGGAUUACAUUCGAAAAGCCUUUAGAAGGUACAGCAUACUUACCAUUGAAGACAGCCCUGCAUAAUAUCUCAGGGGAGAAUACAGGUGUCAAUCUCCACGUCUUUGGAAGUGCAGUGCUCCGGACUCACUAAUUCACAAACCCCAGUCACUGGAAAUUUAUGAGUCACACCAA
Messenger RNA from Peromyscus leucopus (white-footed mouse), 9916 nucleotides. RefSeq names its product MCC regulator of WNT signaling pathway (gene Mcc). Gene Ontology annotation, cellular component: cytoplasm. Gene Ontology annotation, biological process: negative regulation of canonical Wnt signaling pathway. NCBI's taxonomy places the organism in Eukaryota, Metazoa, Chordata, Mammalia, Rodentia, Cricetidae. The transcript has 15 exons. Bases 1841 to 4132 code for a protein of 763 amino acids. The record is from RefSeq and is a predicted model, not a curated record.